Messenger RNA from Portunus trituberculatus (swimming crab), 8445 nucleotides. It is a transcript of the gene mei-41, whose product is annotated as serine/threonine-protein kinase ATR-like. Gene Ontology annotation, molecular function: protein serine/threonine kinase activity; protein binding. Gene Ontology annotation, cellular component: nucleus. Gene Ontology annotation, biological process: protein phosphorylation; DNA damage checkpoint signaling; telomere maintenance. Lineage: Eukaryota; Metazoa; Arthropoda; Malacostraca; Decapoda; Portunidae. The record is from RefSeq and is a predicted model, not a curated record.
CAUGAAGGAUCGUUAAUCCACAGCCUACUUCAGGGGUCAGUGAAUGAAAGCCACAGAAAAAGAAAAUGAUUCCAUGAUUCCAUCAAAGCUUGUAACAUGUUGCACAAGUCUCUCUGCAUUAAUAAGCUCAGAGACAAGCCAGAACACAGCUUUGAGGGACAAAUUUGUGUCAGUGGUUGGACCUGUGUUUGAAGGAGGUGAUGAAGAAAAUGUCUUGACUUUGCUCACCUCCCUUGCCAAUGUGUGUUGCAAUGAUGCUGGGCUGCUGGUUAAACCUCUGGAUGAUGUCGAUGAUGACACAAUUAGGAAAGAUUCAGCUGCUGGUGACUCAACUGGCAAAGACAAAGCAUCAGAAUUUACAUGCUGGCUGCUAGCUGAGCUUAUGACAGUGCAUGGAUCCUCACUGGUAUGUCAGGCCAAUGUGGACCUCCAGGUUACCAUCAUGCGCCUCCUGGACUCUCGCAAUCCCAGGCUCUUUUUGUUGAUUGUGAAGGACUAUGUUAGGGUUGGACUUGAUGGCAAAGAGGUACUGUUUGAUGCUCAAAGUGUCGCUGUCCAGAGUUUUGCAUCUGUGGUGGAUCCAGAUACAGCUCAGCUCAAACCCAAAACAAUCAAGUUUGAUGACAAUUUGCAAGUGGAUGACCUGCUGUCCAUUAUUAUUUUGGUUUUGUGUCAGCUAGGAGAUUUGCUGCAUCAUUUUGAAUCCUUGCUAGAUGACAUCUGGCUUCUGAUCAUUUGUUGCCUUGAAGGAGGAGACAACAACCUGAAAACAUCAGCUCUUAUAGCUAUAAAUCACCUUAUGGACACCUGUGGUCUUCCUGUGACUGUGGAGAGGAUAGACUACCUUAUGCAGUGUAUAGGAGAAACCGUGCUACUCCAUGUCACAUCAUCAGAAGAACCUCACAGCACAACAGGAAUCCCCCCUAUGAUACAGCAGCAUUUAAGCAGUGGAGGCACAGUUACUUUCUUGAAUGAGAGAACAAUCAAAGAUGCUUUAGCUGAAGUUGUGAUGGGUCUCAAGGAACACAUCCCAGAACUAAUUCCAUUUUUGCAAGAGGAAUUUCUUGUUACACUGUACAGAAUCUUUAGUCCAAGCUGUGUUUUGGAGAAAAUACCAGUGAUGCUGAGGAGACCACUCGUUGAAUGUUUCCUUUUGUUAGUUGAGUCAUUGCCCACUGCUUCCCCACACCUUGCUCAAGCCACAACUGUCUUAGAGGCCUGUGUGUCCCACAGCAUCCUUGUACCUGAGGUAGGAAGCUUGUUAUUACGAAAAUUAGUUCUUGAUGAGCUGGUGGAUGCUUUGCCCACUCCUGUAGCAAACACCCUGAAGCUUGAGAACUCAGAUUCUCUCCCCAAGAAACGAAAAUAUUCAGAUACGGAAUAUUCAGUUCCUCCUGUAAGUGUUACAAACAUCAGUAAAUUGUGGAAGAUGGCAAUUCAAAAGUUAAGUACAGUGUUUGCUGACUGGUCAGAAUCAACCAAUCCCCCUCUGGAACAAAUUGAAGCUGUUAAUGCAAUUGUGUCAAAUCCUGGAUGGUUGAGUGCCCAUAUCCCAUCACUUCAGGUGUGCCUGAAAUUUCUACCAGAAGCUUGGCUCAUUGCAGCAACAGAUGCAAUAACCACUGUUAUGACAAACACUGAAGACAUUUCGAAGAUUGUAGAAAUGAUGAAGCUGCUGGUGACGUUCAGUUGGUCAUCAUGUAUUGUGGAACCUGAUGAGGUGAAAUCUUGGUGUCAUUCUUGGCUGGCACUGGCAACCCUGCCCUGGAUGGCUGCUGAGGUCACCUGGAUGGACCUCAAACCUAUAAAUCCCCGUAACUUUGCCCAGUGGUCUACAAAGAUGAAGUGGAUCAGUGAUCCAAGAGUUAAGACCCAAAGUGUGGCAGUAGUAGCUCUGUUGCCAAAUAAUGUGGCACCACGAUGGAGAUGCCAUGUUGUGCGGUCAUUGGUCACUGAGCAUCAACCACAGGUCACGGAGGAGGUGGCAGCCUGGUUUCCUAUGAUGAUUCAUCAACUACAUGGGGCUAAUGGGCAGGACUUGUUUGGGGAGGUUACUGGGGUAGCACUUCACUCCUCUGACACAGCUACAGUUCUGGCUGUUGCACGUUGCUUCAAGCCACUCCUUUGUGCCCUACUCAACCUUACAUCUAUAAAAUCUCUGAGGAACAAUGAGGACACUAAAAAGCCCUACACACUGCAUUGCCAGGUGUGUAAUGAGGGUAUUUCCUCUCAUUUGGGCACUCAGGGAGUUGACUCAACUUUAGUGUCUCGGUUCCUUGGGCUACUGGGACAUCCUCAGGCAUCAGUGAUUGUGGCAGUGGUGGAAGCCCUUCCUACUGUACUGACACACAGCACCCUUACUAGUCACAUGAUUGGCCAGUACCUUGCAUUGCUUACUCACCAAGAUAAGACAGUUGUAUCAGCACUAUGUGAACAACUUCCUGCUCUUGUCUGCAUCAAAGAACAGUCUCCCAGUCAGGACUCAAAGAGUUUAGUUGUGUCUAGACAUGGUGAGAUAGUGAUGUCCCACUUCAGUGACCUUGUGAAGAAGAGUGAAAAUGGCGGGGUAGCCUCCACCCAGCCUGUGAUGGCAGUUCUGGAGGCUCUCAAGCACAUAGUGAGAUUCCCUCUUGGAAGCCUCACUGGUGGAGUUUUGGUGUUGCUGCUGCGCUGUUUGUUUCUGAAGGUGAGGACAUCCAGCUCCUCUGCCCACCUAAUCAUUCACUCUUUGGCAAAGACCCUGGACCUCUCACUUAAGGAUCUCUUUGCACGGCACAGACAAGCACUCUCACAGGUUUUGGCUUCUGCUGUUUGUCAAGGGGAGGUGGCAGGACUUUUAAACCAUGUGGCAGAUGUAUUCAAGUGGCCAGAAGUUUCUGUGACUGGUAAAAGGAGUCCCCUCAACACUCGACUUGGUGCCUUCAUUAGUAGUCAGCUUCACUACUUGCUGCCGGCACUAGUGGUGAGAGCAGCAAAGGAAAAUAAGCCCUGUCUGCUGCAGGAGCUGGCUAGUUGCCUUGGAUACCGACUCAGGGACAUCCUUAUUGAUCACUUUCAACAUAUUUUGGCCCAUCUAGUAUUUCACCACUCAGAAGAAGAACAAGAGACUGUGUUGGACUUUAUAGCUACAACAACAGAGAUCCAGAUUCAGAAUAUACGACGAUGCUCAGUUCAAAAUCAAGUGAAUGAGCUCGUGCUGGGGCUGCAUGACCACAAAAAUGCUGUGUUGUGUGAAUUUCACCAUAUGAGAACAAUCGAUACCUCAUUUACCACCUCUGCCUCCAUUUCCUCUGGCCAUGCUUCCUCCAAGAACUUCAGAAAGAAGAGCAUCAGUGAGUUGUCUAAUGCCACCUGUCAGGAAGAAAUCUGUGAGUACCUUGCACCACGCCUGUUAGGCAUCUUGGGAUUCUUGGACAGCAAGUUGGUAUCCUCUUCCACCAUGUUCAAAGAAAAGCGGUCAGCUCUUUGGUCUCUGAAUGACUUGCUGGCACUGUUGGGGAAGAAAUACAUAUCUCCAGUGUCCCGCAAGGUGCUUGCUUCCCUCAAGACGGCUCUGAAACUUAAAGAUGAUGAAUUCUAUGACAUCAGUUGUCAUGCAUGGACUAAUUUUCUGCUUAACUUGGAUGAAUGCACCCUGGAAAGCCUUGUGGAAGAAGUGGUGGUGGUGAUCAUGCCACUUAUCCAGAAAAGGCCAGAGCAGAUGGAGCCUGUCCUCACCCAUGUUCUGGUGGAGACACAAUCAGUGAAGCCACUCUUGGGAAAUUUACCACUUCUUCCAGCAGUGGAAAGUUUUGCAUACAUCAAUGAAGCCAUAAUGGAGAACCAGUCAAGAGUAGUGGGGGGUACUUCUGAAGAGGUUCUGCAGCGUCUCUCUGGCAUCUUGAGGAACUUGAAUCAUGAAAGUGUUGAUGUGAGACUCCUUGCAUUAGGUCGGCUACGGCACACACUGCAUCAUAAUCAAGCUGCUGUCCACCACCUUACUACUGCGUUGGAUUAUGUACAUCCCACUGUAUCUGAGUUAUUCAGUGCUCUUCUAGGUCAGUGCCGGGAAGUAGAUGAUGAAGUCCAGGUACUGGUAGCUGAAUGUCUCGGACUGCUGGGGGCGAUUGAUCCUAGCCGCCUUUACUCUUAUUCCAACAUAAAAGAGGAAUUGAAUGAAAUACAUCUGAACAUUGAGCACGAGGCAUUCAUCAUUCAGCUGAUUACAGAGCUGGGAAGAGCCUUCUUGGCAGCCACAGAUGCUAGCACUCAGACUUGUGCCUCUUAUGCUCUGCAGGAAAUAACCCGUCUGUAUGGCAUCCGAGAGAGUGGGUCUGAGGAGGCUACUGCUGUUGGAUCCAGAGCCUGGGAAAAGUUACGAUACCACUUGCAGGAAAUCAUUCGCCCUCUGCUAACUUCCAAAUACACUGUGGCUACUGGUAGUGGACGACCCACUGUUCCUCUUCCCUCACCCAUCUUUGGAAGCCCUCAUGCAGCCUCGUUCCAUCAGUGGUUGACAUGCUGGGAGUGUUCAUUAGUUGACAUGCUUAAAGGUGAAAGGGCAAGUCAGGUAUUUAGCGUUUGUAAGCCCAUCUUGCGCCGUGACACCACCACUGCCAUGUACCUCUUACCUUUUAUCUUGGUGUGUGUACUCUGUGAAGCACAACAUUUUCACUCUCAUGUGCUGGAUGAGGUGUUUGCUGUCAUGAAUCACAUGCAGGAGAAGGAGGAUGAUAAUAAAAAGGAAGACUCAUCUGCUGUACUUUCUUCUGAAUUCAGGCAACUUGCUGUUCAGACUGUGUUCUCAGCUCUUGACUAUAUCAGUAAGUGGACUCAGAAGCAGAGGCAGGCAGAGAAUUUAGGAAAGAAAGGUAGAGGAGCAUUUGUGCCCUCAACUGAACUGCAACAGGUAUUGAGUUUCCUUGAAAAUAUACCAGCCGAUAUAUUGGCCCAAACUUCAUUCAAGACUCAGGCUUACUCCCGAGCUCUCCUACAUAUUGAAACCUUCCUGAAGCACAAUUCAAGUCAGCUCAAGGAACAUCUUCAUUUCCUCCAAUGCAUCUACGUGUCAUUGGAUGAGCCUGAUGGUGUGGCAGGUGUGGCUGCCAUCAGAAGAGAGGAUCCAAGUCUUGAGGAGCAGGUCAUUCAGCAUGAGGCCACAGGGCAACUGCAAGAUGCCCUUGGGUGUUAUGAACGUUUGUGUGUGUCUCAGGGUACAGAGGCGGUGUACAAGGGCUUGCUGGAGUGUUACAUCAGUCUAGAUCAACCUCACUCAGUGUUCAACAUCACCCAAGGGCUUCUGUCCACUAGGCCUGAGUUGGAGCCAAGCCUGAACAAGUAUCGUGUUGAAGCAGCAUGGAGACUUAGUAAGUGGGAUGAGCUAGAUAAUUUCUUGAAGGCAAGCCCUGAGGAACCAUCGUGGGGUGUUGGAGUGGGGCAAGUCUUCCGAGCAUUGAGGGCAAAGGACCAUCCUGCAUAUCUGGAAAACCUCAAGAAUAUCCGGGCUCACUAUAUCUCCAUGUUGUCGGCUGCUAGCAUGGAGAAGUGGGCCUAUCAAAGGGCCUAUCCAUAUAUUUUGAGGCUUCACAUGCUGACAGAGCUUGAGGAGAUGGUGUCUGGUUUGUUGUGCUUCAAUCCUUCAGUACCAGAGAUUCCCAGCAGCAGCAGCAGCAGCAGCAGCAACAACAGAAAGCUGGUCAGAGCAUAUCAGCUGGCAGAAGUUCGGUCAGAAAUGGAAGGACAAAAGCAGCAAUAUCCACGUGAUGUUGGGCAGUUGGUUGACCUCUGGGAUAAGCGGCUUGGAUUGAUCCAAACCUCCCACAGAUACCUUGAGCCAGUCCUUAGCUUUCGAAGGACUUUAUUAUCACUGGGUAGUGAGUGGCUCCAAGAUACUAACCCCACUCAAAGCGCUGCCCUCAAGGUCCAGGUAGAGCGGAAGUGGUUACACAGUGCCAAGGUGGCACGGAAGUCUGGCCACACACAGCAAGGGGAAUGGGCACUGCUUGGUGCAGGAUUUGGUCGUGAUGUCUUUGUGGAGAGAGCCAAGUGGCAUUGGGUGAAGGGUGAACAUCAUCAGGCUGUUACAACCCUCAACUGUGGUAUUGACAAGUUUUUUCCUGCCUGUGACACCAUCAAGGACAACAGUGAGAUUAACCAAGAGGAGCGUUUGGCUUGUGGACGAGCCAAGCUGCUCUUGGCCAAAUACAGUGAGGAAGCAGCUACUCUUGAUGGCAACACAAUCAAGCAAUAUUAUCGAGAUGCUUGUGAAAUGAACCGACAGUGGGAAGAUGGGCACUUUCAUCUGGCUAUGUACUAUGACCGUAUUCUCAGUUCACUUGAGAAAAAAGAAAAACCUGUUGAGUGGAUCCAUCACAUCAUUCUCAGCUUUGGAAAGUCCCUCCAGCACGGGUGUUGCCAUAUCUACCAGUCAAUGCCUCGAAUGCUGGGGCUGUGGUUGGAGUUUGGCACACGAGUGAGUGAAUUGGAGGUGAGAGAAGGAAAAUCUAGUAUUGCAAGCAGCAAAAACAGUUCCUCCAUUGAAAUCCUACAAGAAAAGCUGAAUAUCCUGAAUGCAGCAAUAGGAUCAAUGGUGGAUCGUCUGCCCCACUAUAUGCUCCUGACAGCUUUACCUCAGCUCAUCUCUCGCAUCUGUCACUCUCAUAAUGAUGUCUUCAAGCAACUGUGCAAAAUAAUUGCUACCAUGCUGAGCACCUUUCCACAACAGGCAAUGUGGCACAUGGUUGCUGUCUCAAAGUCAUCAUACCACAUGCGAGUAGCAAGGUGCUCAGAAAUAUUUGAAACAGCAAAGAAGAUCAAUCCAAGUUUGUCUAAAUUCAUUGCUGAUGCAACAAAGUUGGCAGACAAAUUUCUGGAGCUCUCUAAUAAACCUGUUGAAAAGGGUGUUCCUCAGGUCAGCCUCAACAACCUCCUCCGUUCACUCCCCAGGCUACUUGCUGAUUCCUCCUUCUCCAACAUUAUGCUACCCCUGCAGCAUCAAAUGGCAGUGACUCUUCCAUCAACUAACAUUGACAUCAAAUCACACAAUGCAUUUCCCAGGACACCAGUCUAUCUGUCCAACAUUGAAGAUAAAGUUGAGAUUAUGCAGUCUCUUCAACUCCCAAAGAAAAUCACUCUGCGAGGCUCCGAUGGCAAAUGCUACAUCAUGAUGUGCAAACCCAAGGAUGAUUUACGAAAGGAUUGCCGGUUAAUGGAAUUCAACAACUUUGUUAAUCGCUUACUUCUACGGGAUCCUGAGUCAAGGAAACGAGAUCUUCACAUCAGGACCUAUGCUGUGGUACCAUUGAAUGAAGAAUGUGGAUUGAUUGAGUGGAUUGAAAACUUGAAUGGGCUGCGGCAGAUUCUCCAUCGAUUGUAUAAGGAUUCUGGGAACUACAUGUCAGCCCAGGAGCUGAAGCAGAACAUGUGCAAGAAGGACACACCACUUGCCACCAAGAGGGAAGUGUACCUUAACAAACUAGUGCCCCGCCAUCCACCUAUCUUUGGCACUUGGUUCCUAAGGACUUUCCCAGAUCCACAGGCAUGGUUGCGGGCACGUCUUGCAUAUUGCCGCACCACUGCUGUGAUGUCUAUGGUGGGAUACAUUCUCGGACUUGGUGAUAGGCAUGGUGAGAAUGUACUCUUUGAUGCCUCUUGUGGGGACACAGUACAUGUGGAUUUUAAUUGUCUCUUUAACAAGGGGGAAACCUUUGACUUCCCAGAGAGAGUCCCAUUCAGGCUGACACACAACAUGGUUGCAGCAAUGGGCCCCACAGGCUACGAGGGCAUCUAUAGAAAGUCAUGCGAGGUAACAAUGAGAGUCAUGCGAGAAGAGAGAGAAGCUUUGAUGUCUGUACUGCAUCCCUUCAUCCAUGAUCCACUUGUGGAAUGGUCAAGAGGGAAUAAAAGUGCCAGAAUGACUGGCGAAAUCAACAACGAAAAGGCACAGAUGCAUGUUACCAACAUUGAGCAUCGCCUUAGUGGGCAGAUCCGCUCUAAAGCUCGAGGUCUUAACCAGCCAUUGUCUGUGGAGGGGCAAGUAAACUCACUCAUUGAAGAAGCUACCAGCCUUGACAACCUCUGCCAGAUGUACAUCGGAUGGGCAGCAUACAUGUAGCAUUCAGAUUUCUCUUCAAAAUUUCAGUGAAUAGUUAUUUUUAUAUUGGAUAAUUUUUUACACCAGAUUUUUUUUUAUGAUAGAAUUAAUCAUUCCUUUAAAACUUCCUUGUGCAUGGAAAAAAAAAUUUCUAAACAGAAUUGAUUUGUUAGGAAUGACACAGCUAUCUUUAAUGGAUCAUAAGUAAGCUCUCCAAUUUACUGCAGAUUUUGUGAGGUGUGAACACCCUCUCAAAAUUUAGAAGGAACAGGUUCUUUGGUACCAAGUUUGCAGUGUUUGAGAUCACUUCCAGGUAGAUUAAGGUUAUUUAGUACCUCAAGAAAAUAUAUACCAAAAUAAAGUUCAUAAUUGUA